AUGUGGUUAUUUUUAUUAUUUUUUGUUUUAAACACCUUUUAUAAAAAUGUUGAACCAUUGUCCAUAUUUGUAAAGAUAUCAUGGAGGGAAAUUAGUGAAAACAAAUUUGAAUACCCGCAUCACUUGACAGAUGAAACAAAGGAACGUUUCGACUUGAAAUUAACAGGAAAUUUACUGAGAGGUGGACAAAAGUUUGAUGAUAUUAUUGGAGAAAUGCUAGGAGGCAGUAAAUAUUUUCUGGAAAUUUCGAUUAAUGAACACAAUGUUCGUUUACACUUGAGUUUAAGGAGAAUAUUUUUAAAACCCCCCUAA
Messenger RNA from Meloidogyne enterolobii, 312 nucleotides. NCBI's taxonomy places the organism in Eukaryota, Metazoa, Nematoda, Chromadorea, Rhabditida, Meloidogynidae. The record is from the annotation of a GenBank genome assembly.